Tetranychus urticae (two-spotted spider mite) is the source of this 1109-nucleotide messenger RNA. The record is from RefSeq and is a predicted model, not a curated record. Lineage: Eukaryota; Metazoa; Arthropoda; Arachnida; Trombidiformes; Tetranychidae.
AUUGAAGUCAUUUUGAUGGUAGCAAAUGUCGGCAAUUAAUCAAUUUUGUCAACUAAAUUAACACUCAAGACUAGAUUCAAAAAUGAUGAAUAGUCACUUCAGUGGGCAAAUGACAACUAAAAGGUGAAGACAAAUAUCUACAAGAGUUUACCCAUAAUCUGGUUAACUUUUAACCAGCUUAACCUAAUCGAGCCGACCAAUAGUUCUGGUUAAAGACUUGGAUUUAAAGAGCUAAAGUCGCAAGGAUAAACUCGUAAACGAUAAACACAAUAUAGUGACAAUGGACUUUAUCCAUACACUGAAGGAGCCGAUUGCUCUUGGACUUUGAUGGCUCCAAAAAAUUAUGUAAUUAACAUGAAAAUGCUAAGACAAGAUCUGGACAAUUGGAGUGAUGAAACUCGAAUUUCCUUUUAUGAUGGACAAUCGGUUGAGGAUGACUUGAUUGAUACUUUUACUGGAACCAAAUGGAGAAAGUUUAGGACUCAGAGUAAUCAAUUGCACAUUAAAUUCAUCAGUGGCAAAAGGCCCAGUGGAGUCAUUCCUCAAUAUAAAGGUUUCAAAUUGUAUUUUGAACAUAAUCGGGCUCCAGUCAAGUGUAAAGAAGAUCAACUAAGGUGUGCCAAUGAAGAAGAGUGUAUACCAAAAGAAAAUAUAUGCAAUGGAAUAGAUGAAUGUCGAGAUGGAACUGACGAGGAAAAUUGUAGCGAUGGACAUUACAAUAGUACUACUUCAUGUGGCAUCAGACCAAAUUUGAUAACUCAACAGUCAGAAGUUUUUCCAUAUCCUUUUUUGAUAGCUAUUGCUGCUGGAGACGCUGCGAUAUCCAAUUCAUGGCCUUGGAUCUUUGAGAAACCGUCGUACUGAAUCAAACAAUCAACUGGAAAUCCAUAUGUUCUUAAAGAAGGAAUUAUUCCUUUGAUAUCCAAUGCAAUAUGUUCUGAAUGGUUGCAAAAUGAGACUCCAGAUUCCUUAAUGUGUGCUGGAUACGAAGAAGGUGGAACUGACACUUGUAAAGUAAGAAAAUUAAACUAAAUUAUUUCAUAUUAAAAUUACAAACAAAAAAAUAUUUAAAAAUAUAAUAAUUAAUGAAACUGUAAAUUAAAGGUCAU